Astyanax mexicanus (Mexican tetra) is the source of this 7213-nucleotide messenger RNA. It is a transcript of the gene cdk5r1a, whose product is annotated as cyclin-dependent kinase 5, regulatory subunit 1a (p35). The record is from RefSeq and is a predicted model, not a curated record. Gene Ontology annotation, molecular function: protein kinase binding; cyclin-dependent protein serine/threonine kinase activator activity. Gene Ontology annotation, biological process: brain development; positive regulation of cyclin-dependent protein serine/threonine kinase activity; activation of protein kinase activity. Gene Ontology annotation, cellular component: cytoplasm; protein kinase 5 complex. The coding region runs from base 451 to 1374 and encodes 307 amino acids. The transcript has 2 exons. NCBI's taxonomy places the organism in Eukaryota, Metazoa, Chordata, Actinopteri, Characiformes, Acestrorhamphidae.
ACACUCACAUCUGCAGUGCAGGCUAGUGGCGGGGGUCUGGGUGAGCUCGAGCUCAUUUUUUUUUUUUCGUUUUUGCUCGCGCAUCUUUAAUCUAAAACAGCCUGGCAUUGAUGCCAUAAGCGCGCGUUCCCGGUGCAGAAGGGCGCACGGCAGAGCGACAGAGAGACGUAUUGCAGAUUACUGUGAAUUAAAGGCGCGAGCUCACUGAAGAUUAAUGCAGGAAAAAGGACAUGAUGUGACACGAGACUGAAGCGCAGUGCGAGGCUCUGGAUCCGCGCGAGCUGUUUAUCUGCAGAGAUUCAGGACCACGGAGAGCAGCACGGCGCGCGCAUCAACACACUCCCGAUCAGUAGCAGCAGAUAAUGCUGAAUAAGAGAAGCGCGCUCUGAGCGGUCCCAUCAAGGCACAUCUCAUCUUUACAUGGCCUAAAGCUCCACCCCCUGAGGCAUCAUGGGUACUGUCCUCUCUGCCUCCCCGAGUUACCGCAAAGCUGGUCUGUUGGAUGAAAUCCCACCUAUGGUGGGUCACUACACUGCUGUCCAGAACAGCAAAAAUGCCAAAGACAAAGGUUUAAAGCGACAGUCUCUGAUCAGUGUGUUGCCAUGGAAGCGGAUUGUGGCUGUUUCAGCAAAGAGGAAAGGUUCUAAGAAGCUCUCCUCUGGAGACAGUCAGGAUGAGACCAGCGAAAAUUUGAACACACAAAACCUGAAAAAGUCCCAGUCCUGUGCUAACCUGUCCUCAUUCACCCAGGAAACAGCAAUCAGCUCCAUCCCGUCAUCCAAAACCACCAGCAGCGUGGUCACCACUGGCAAGCGGACGUCCAUCAGUAGUGGUGCGGGUCAGGUGAACACUAAUGCUGGCACACCGAAGCGAGUGAUUGUGCAGGCAUCUACCAGUGAGCUGCUGCGGAGCCUGGGUGAGUUCCUGUGCCGCCGGUGUUUCCGGUUGAAGCGGAUGACCCCUGCCGACCCGGUGCUGUGGCUACGGAGUGUGGACCGGUCACUCCUAUUGCAGGGCUGGCAGGACCAAGGCUUCAUCACCCCUGCCAAUGUUGUCUUCCUCUACAUGCUGUGCCGGGACGUGAUAUCAGCAGAGGUGUCGAGUGAGCGCGAGCUUCAGGCUGUCCUUCUCACAUGCCUGUACCUGAGCUACUCUUACAUGGGCAAUGAGAUCUCAUACCCACUGAAGCCGUUCCUGGUGGAAGCAGAGAAGGAUGCAUUCUGGGAUCGCUGCCUCGAUAUCAUUGAGCGCAUGAGUGCUAAAAUGCUACAGCUCAACUCUGAUCCACAUUACUUCACUCAGGUGUUCGCUGACCUAAAGAACGAGAGCCAGAAGGAAGAGCAGAGUCCACUGCUGAUUGGCCUUGAUCGGUGAAGGACACAGCUGGGGGCGGGAAGGGGUUAGACAGAGACUUUAUACACUUCUGUUCUUUUUUUAGUUCACUUAAAGCAAGAACUAAGUUAAAAACUAGUGUAUUUUCUCAGUAAACAAAACAUAGUUGAUCAGACUGCUUCUAUAGUUUCAAACUGGAGCUACAGGUCUAAUGUAUCUAAAAAACAAAAUAACCAUAUACCUCAUCAAUUAGCAUGGUGCUCAAUCCUCAGACUUUUUACCAGACCUGAUCAUGUGCUUUCUGAGAACAUGCGACUGUUAUUUAUUCAUCACUGAUCAUAAGGUGGUUCAGGAAGUGGAGGUCUUACUGAUGCAGAAAAGAUGAGAUGAGAUGCCACCUCAGCCCUGUUAAAUUCCUGCACACCCCAUAAGAGGCCUGAUUUCUAAAUAGAGUUGACAGUGGAUGUGCUCUUACUGCUGUCAGUUGGUUCAGCUAGAGAAUCUCUAAUCAGUGAUCUACUGCAGUGCCAUCUGAACAUUGAAAUGCAAUAAUAAAACUGACAGAAUAAGCACCAGUUUAAAUGUUAGUUUUGGAUUUUAAUCCAAGAAUAGAAUUCAUUUUUGUCUGGGCAAAGAAAAGAAAACACUAGAACACUACCCUAAUGCUCUGGUCAAUAUUUUGAAUAAAUGAGCUAAAUUGUAAAGGGCAGUUUUCUAAACAGGGAUUAAGCCCGAGUCUUGAACAACAGCAUUUCUGAAUGGAAUCUCAAAACUUAUCCAGAAAAGGCUGAUAUUCAUUCCAGCCAAUCAAAAGUAAAUAUUGUUGUUUAUUUAAAGAUUGACCAACUGAUUAAGCAAGUGGAAUGAGGUGUGCUGCUGAUUGUUUAGAAUCUAAACUUGCAGAUUGGAUAUCCCUGAUCUGCAUCAGUACCCACACAAACACUAAUAUGAACACUUACAACAGUACCAUCACCAUCACUUGUUAAGCUUCCAUUACAUAUUAGAUACAUAAGCCUCAUAGCUUCAGUUUGAAUCUAAAUGAACAGAAGUGAUUGGGUGUAGUCGAUACAGUUUUGAGUGAACUUGCAUUAAAAAAGCAUAGGUGUAACUGAAAAAAAUCUAUUUUACAACAAACCACACACACACACACAGCUGAAAGAGUGCAUAUGACCGCAUGUUCACUCGGACUUGAGCCAUACUGUUACCAUGGAAACAAGCAAAUUGUCAGUGUUAUGGUGUGUCUCUUGCUCUCCUGCUGCAGACCCCUGAGAAGACCCCUGUUAAAGCAUACACACCGCUGAACAAGAAAGAGGAGAGAAAAGACUGAAACUAAAUGUCUUAAUUAACUGAAGCAGAAUCAAAGCAAACAGUACCUGAUCAGAGCAAUGAUGGGAUGAGGACCAGGGUGUGUCAGGUGCAGAUGUGUGCAGGCUGGAUGCUCUGUUUCCUGUGGUGCGUGAUUAUGUAGUCAUCAGUCUUAUCUGGGUGUUUAUUAAUGCAUGCUUACAGAAUACAUCAUAUUUUAAAUUUCACUCCAUUUUCCCAGUUCCAGAUACAUGGGCCAUGUUGACCUUUAGGUCAGGAGACUGAUGACCCAUCUGGACUUUGCUAGGUCAGUAAACUCUGUUAGAUCAGCAUUUGUGUUUCUCAUAUUAUAGUUCUGAUGUUGUGGAUCAUGGUUUAUUAAAUCUGUACUAGAUUUCAACCUGACAUUACAUUACUCUCUUUUCAGCAUUGAGUAAACACUGAAAGUACAACCCUAAAUCUGUAAGCAAAAUGCUCAUUUUAAUAAGCACGGGGUUUCUCAGCAUUCUUUUGGCUUUUAUUUGAUUGCAGAUGGGAUGAACACAAUAUAUAUUUCAUGUUUAAUCUUAAUUUAAUAAUAAAUGUGCAUUCCUGCAUAGUUUUUUUUAUUUCAGUAUUCUCUCACAUCUCUACUGGGGAUGGGUCUGGAUGUACAGGCAGGCUUGUUCACUACCUGUACCGUCUUAUUCCACAACCAUGCUGUUUUAAUGUGUGAGUCGUAUAGUUUUGCACUGUCUUGUUGAAAACUACAUAGAUGUCCUUGGGCAAACACAGAAUCAACGGAGAUGUAGAAAAACACAAAACCACAUGCUAGACACAUGGUAAACAACCAGAUAGACUGAAAAACACAGCAAAACAGGGAAGAGAAAACCAGCUGCAAGUGAGAGAGCCUGAGAGCCGUACUGAAAUUCCACCGAUUACUUGAUCUUGCUGUACUGUAGAGGGGAAGCAAAUUCCUUCCAUGUUUUCUUUAAGGAACAUAGUUUUUAUAUUUAAAAAAAUUCGAAUUUACUCCUCAGGACGUGGAUUUCAUUCGUUUUUUUCCUAAUUUUUCCUCAUUACCAAUAUUUUCUCUGUCUCAAACUUUUUGUAAUGUGUUGCAGGCCUGAAAUGCAGGGACAUUUUUUAUAUUAACAAAUGUACUAAAGAUGACCAGAUUCAUUCUGUCUGCAAUCAAAUUAAGGUCUAAGUGAAUGUGAGAAACAAUGUAGCUAUUUUGCAUUUUGCUUUCUGUGCUGUUCAAAAUAUAAAUAUAAAUAAUUCAGAGUCACAUACUGGCAGUUAGAACCUCAACCAAGUUAGGGUUCUAAGACUGUAUUUACAUCAGUUCUGUAUGAAGACAGAGGUUUACCCCCUACCCCCUUCACUACACUACAGGUGCUCUACGGGAUCCGUACAGCACUAAAAAUGGGUUCUUUGACUUUGUAGGGCACCCUAUCAGGAUUUCAGCCAAAACAGAAGCUUCAGCUACCAGGGGUCUGGGUUAGUCAGAGCAUGUGGACAGAGCCCAGCAGUGUUACUGACCUGUCCUGAGGCAUAACCAGGAUAUGUUGGUUCCUCCACAAUACCUAGAACCUGCAGUGUAUUACAGCUUUGGAACUUCUGCACAGAUCAUAAAUUAUGGAGGUUAAACAAUUUUGUUGGAAUAUUUGGUCUUUUCUGAGAAUUUCACUAAUGGAAUUAAAUAUCCAAUAAAAAAGAGCUGUAAAUGCAACUCUGACUGCUUAAUAUGAACAGUAAUAUAUAUCUGUAAACGUACAUUACUUCUUUUGUGAUGUAAAUAAAUUUAAAAAUCAGUAAUUAUGAUUUCUGUACAUAGUUUGAAGCAGAUUUUAAUUUGUCAUGUCUUUAUUAAACAGGAGUGAUUAAACAGUGUUACAGCUUUUAUGAUAAAACAGUGGCUGUGACUAAAAUGAAUCCUACUUCCUCAUUACAGGUGGUUUUAUGGAUAGAAACUCAAUCUUCUGAAUUUAACCACAAGUAUUAAGCUGUCCAUGAAUACAUCUUUGAGUCAUAUGUUGUUUACAGUGGUGUGAAAAAGUGUUUGCCCCUUCCUGAUUUCCUGAUUCUUUGCAUGUUUGUUAAACUUAAAUGUUUUGGAACAUCAAACCAAUUUAAAGAUUAGUGAAAGACAACACAGGUAAACACAAAAUGCUAUUUUAAAUGAAGAUGUUUAUUAUUAAGGGAGAAAAAAAAGUUAAACCUACAAAACCUACAUGGCCCUGUAAGAAAAUGUGAUUGCCCCCUUGUUAAAACAUACCGGAAUCCAGCGAACCACAGUGAGAGCCAUUGUCCACAAACGAUGAAGAAAAAAACACUGCAUUCCAGAAAAAGAACAUCACAUCAACAGUAAAACAUGGUGGUGGUAGUGUGAUGGUCUGGGGCUGUUUUGCUGUGUCAGGGCCUGAAAGACUUGCUGUGAUAAAUGGAACCAUGAAUUCUGCUGUCUACCAAAAGAUCCUGAAGGAGAAUAUCCGACCAUCUGUUUGUGACCUCAAGCUGAAACGAACUUGGGUUCUGCAGCAGGACGAUGAUCCAAAACACACCAGCAAAUCCACCUCUGGAUGGCUGAUGAAAAACAAAAUGAAGACUUCAGAUUGGCCUAGUCAAAGUCCUGACCUGAAUCUGAUUGAGAUGCUGUGACAGGACCUUAAAAAGGCCGUUCAUGCUCGAAAAAACUCUAAUGAGGCUGAAUUAAAACAAUUCUGCAAAGAUGGGUGGAGCCAAAAUUCCUCCACAACGCUGUAAAAGACUCAUUGCAAGUUAUUGCAAACGCUUGGUUGCAGUUGUUGUUGCUAAGAGUGGCCCGACCAGCUAUUAGGUUUAGGGGCAAUCACUUUUUCACACAGGGUCAUGUAGGUUUGGAUUUUUUUCUCUCUUAAUAAUAAACUCCUUAAUUUUAAAAUAGCAUUUUGUGUUUACCUGUGUUGUCUUUGACUAAUAUUCAAAUUGGUUUGAUGUUCUGAAACAUUUAAGUGUGACAAACAUGCAAAAAAUCAGGAAAUAAAGAAGGGGGCAAACACUUUUUCACAUCACUGUAGAAGCCUACUCAACAAAAUAUGUGAAACGUAUGGCAUCAAGCGGUUCGUAACAACCGCUGGCUUAUAUGUAUUGGCAAAUGUCUGUUAAUGACAUUCAAAAAAUAACUCUUGAGAUGAAUUUCACUGUGAGCAAUAUGAACAUGGGAAAAAUUGGAACUACACAAAGCUGUUGUGGAACAAAAACAUCUGUCUCAAAGCAGCAAUGUUUACCUAUUUAAACAAAUUAAAUUACAACAAUUAAGUAACUUACUAAACUUAGGAUGUCUAAACACAUUUUUAAUAAAUGUACACACACUGAAUUGCUUUUAUCCAAUUACAUUUAAAUAAACUUUAAAUGUAUUUUUUUUAACUAUUACCAUAAAGCUUAAUUACAUUAUAGUGAAUAACUGGUCACUUCAACAUUCAGCCAACCUAAAGUCACAAUUAUGCCAGAUUAUAUUUCUGCAUUGAAUCGGUGCUGAGCUGUGACCAAAGUUUGAGCGGACCAAGCAAAAGUUUUUAUGGCAGGUGACCAAGAUCAUCAGAUUGUACUAUACAGCAUUUGGUAGCACAUGCCUGGUAACGUGUCAUGUAAUUCUGCAAGGGGAUUUACAGCUACUUGGACUGCCCUCUAAGCAGGUUUGUUAUCCACUACCUAACCAAGACUCAGGGGUCAGGAGGCAUAGCACAGAACACUAGUUACACACGUUGAAUGCCACCAAAGUCACUCGGCUCUCAGGUAGAGGCUGUCCUUGAGUACGAUCUUAGGAAGACAAGAAGCGUGUGCGCUUUCCUUUUCUAUAUAUAUUCUGGUACCCAACCACCGUGUGGGGGUUAUCCAGCAUCAUAAAACCACAGUUGAACGCGACAUGAAACACAUAGUGGAAGGUAGCCUUGGGAACUACUACACAGAAAGGAGAAGAAGACAUAUCCAUUAAUAAAAUAGAUGGUGCCAAGAGCCAAGCCUGGCUAAGACUUGAGUUUUACUCAUAAAUGUAAAUUAAUCAAGACUCUCCAGAAAUGCAUUCUCAAGCCCCAACCUGCAUAAAUUAGAACUGGGAUCACUGAAUCAUUUUAAACUUUUCGUUUCUGGGCACCAUCAGAAUUCCUGUGAUUGUUUUAAAUUAGUUUUUUUUUAUUAUUAUUUUAGUUUGUCUUUUUCUUAUUAUUUUAAUUUUGGAUUUAUUUUAUUUAUUAACUUAUUUAAUUAUUUUUUAUUCUAUGUUUUUGGUGUAUUAUUCUUUAUUUUAUCAAUACUAUUAUUAUCUUUUUCUACAUUUUAUAUUUUAUAAAUUCUUUACUUUAUAUGUCAAUGUUUUAUAGUCUUUUUUUUAAUUUCUUAUUUUUUACAUAUAUAUUUUAUUAAUCUAUACUAAAUGUCGGUUUAAAAUUGUAUUUCUUUUAUUUAUUAUGAUUUACUCUUUUGGUACUUAUUAUUUCUAAUUUCUUAAUAAAUGUUUUCAAUCCCUAUUAAACUGUAAAUGCUCAGCGGCCUUGUAAAUGAGGGUCACCCUCAACGUAUUCUCGAGUGAAAUAAAGUUUCAUUGAUAAAGAUU